Molecule: messenger RNA, 2376 nt
Organism: Trichomycterus rosablanca
Lineage: Eukaryota; Metazoa; Chordata; Actinopteri; Siluriformes; Trichomycteridae
Gene: crtc1b
Product: CREB regulated transcription coactivator 1b
Exons: 12
Coding region: 8-1771 (587 amino acids)
Biological process (GO): protein homotetramerization; positive regulation of transcription by RNA polymerase II
Cellular component (GO): nucleus; cytoplasm
Molecular function (GO): cAMP response element binding protein binding
Source: RefSeq, a predicted model, not a curated record
ACGAAAGAUGGCGACCUCAAACAAUCCGCGAAAAUUCAGCGAAAAGAUCGCGCUGCAUAACCAGAAGCAGGCGGAGGAGACGGCGGCGUUCGAAGAAGUCAUGAAAGACCUCAGCAUCACUCGAGCAGCGCGGCUGCAGUUACAGAAGACCCAGUAUUUGCAACUGGGCCAGAAUCGUGCUCAGUGCUAUGGAGGUUCACUGCCCAAUGUCAAUCAGAUUGGAAAUAGCAACACUGACCUGCCAUUUCAGACUACGGUUUUGGAUACCAGUCGAACAACUCGGCAUCACGGCCUUGUGGAUCGCGUGUACCGUGACAGGAACCGGAUCACGUCCCCUCAUCGCAGGCCUCUGUCUGUGGACAAACAUGGCCGUCAGAUUGACAGCUGUCCAUAUGGCUCAGUGUAUCUGUCACCUCCCCCCGACACCAGCUGGAGGAGGACUAAUUCAGACUCUGCAUUACAUCAGAGUGCCAUGAAUCCUGCUCCGCAAGACACUUUUGUUGGAGGAUCCCAGGAACUGCAGACAAAACGAGUCCUUUUGCUUACACCCCCGGAUACAGACGAGCCUGAAACAGAAAUGGAGAAAGACGACCAGAAGGCAUCACAUGAUGUUCCAGGGAUUAACAUAUUUCCAUCCCCUGAUCAAGAAGUGAACGCCACGUUGAUGCCGGCCACACACAACACAGGAGGCUCUUUGCCCGACCUCACCAACAUCCAGUUUCCCCCUCCACUGCCCACCCCGCUGGACCCAGACGACCCCGUGACUUUCCCCUCUCCCAGCGCCUCCGGCAGCACAGGCAACCUGAGCACUAACCUCACCCACCUGGGCAUCAGCGCUGCUAGCCAUGUGUCUGCCUCCACUCCUGCACCUGCUGUCACUGCACUUACGCUCAACCUCGACGGCCAGCAACAGCAGCCAUGCCCACAGCAACUCUCACCCACGCUGUCUCCCACCCUCUCACCUCAGAUGCCCAUUUCUCAGCCAAUCACGUUGGACAACAUGUCUCUGGAACAGCAGCUGUCACAGUACUCGCUGCUCAGCCUGCUAAACGACCUGCAGAAGCAGCAGCAGACAUUGCCGCAGAACAUCCGCCUCAUCCAGCUGCCGCCGAUUACGGUCAGUUCUGCCCCCAGCCCUCCACAGACCACUAUGGCCAGCCAAUCACCGACGGGGACGAGCCCAACAGUCAACUCUCAGUAUCGCAAUCAGACUGGCUCUCCGGCCAACCAGUCUCCAACCUCGCCAGUCUCCAACCAAGGCUUCUCGCCUGGAGGCUCGCCUCAACACAUUCCGGUGGUGGGCAGUAUUUUUGGCGAUUCGUUCUACGAGCACCAACUGGCAUCCAGACAGACCAACGCUCUGUCCCAUCAACUGGAGCAGUUCAACAUGAACAUGAUUGAGAAUCCGAGCAGUUCCAACAGCCUUUACAACCCGUGUUCCACGCUCAACUACACGCAGGCGGCAAUGAUGGGUUUAACCGGGAGCCACGGCAGCUUGCAGGACAGUCAGCAACUAGGCUACAGUAACCAUGGCAACAUUCCCAACAUUAUCCUCACAGUCUCAGGCGAAUCGCCACCGAGUCUCUCCAAGGAGCUGAGCAGCUCGCUGGCUGGCGUGGGCGAUGUCAGCUUCGACGCGGACUCUCAGUUCCCGCUGGACGAGCUGAAGAUCGACCCGCUGACCCUGGACGGGCUGCACAUGCUCAACGACCCCGACAUGGUGCUUGCCGACCCGGCCACCGAGGACACGUUCCGAAUGGACCGUCUGUGAGGCCAGUGAACUUCCAAAUAAUCAUUGACAUAAAAAAAAAAAAGAAUAGAAAAGCUCUCUGACGAGGAGGAGGCUGGAAACUUUCUCAUUGUGCAGCUGCAUGGCCAAUCGGUUUUAUCAUUGCACUUGCGGGCCUCGCUGCCCUCCCCACACGAUAGCAUGCUGCAAACGCCAAUGCCAACAUCUGGGGAAGGGAGGCGUUCGAGCACAGAUGGUGGACGUGCCGUCGGGAGAUCCGCGCUGCCCGGUUUCGUGAGGCGGCUCAUUUCGGACCACGUCCGUUGCGCGAAUGUCUCUGAUACCCCUCCUUAAGCCUACAUGUUGAGUUGCUUUGGUUUCUUUUGUUGUUGUUUUUUUUACCUUGAGGGUCAUUUUUGUCUUUGGCUAUUCGUUUGCUUACCAAGAUGAGUGAAAUUGUGCGAAUUGAACCUCAAUAUUGGGACUGACAAAGAUAGCUUUUCCCUGAAAAUAUUUGACAUACCGUUUAAAGUUCCUUUAAUACGGUGUGUUCGUGUUUAUUUAUGUAUGUCUUAUCGGGUCAUGUUUGUAGAUUUGAUUCUUUUUGGUGAAUUGUUUUGUUUUGUUGUGUCUGUUCAUUUUUAGAU